AGGAGGAGCUUCAUUGGAGGAAGUAGCUCCACAGCUUGGAUGUGUGUGUGUAUGUGUGUAUGUAUGUGUGUAUGUGUGUGUGUGUGUGGAGCAGUUACCUCCAUAGUGAGAGUGUCGCUAACCACUGGAUUGUUAAAAACGACAAGCGAAAAGAUAUCCUCGCGAGGAAACCACACGCGGACACGCUCUCGAGGAGUUUAGUGUUUGCCUCCCCGACCUCCCUCCCUCCCUCGGUACAGGUUGAAGCGGUGCCGGAGCCGGUCCAGAAGCGAGCAUUAUGCAUUCAGACUGCAGGCUGCUAUGGGCAGAGCGGUAAUGGUGGGCAGGGGACCGACAGGGGCCGGGGUUCUCGUCCUGUCGAUUCUCAUCAUUCUCACCACGGAAGGCUGUCGAGCGCAGAAAGGUGAUGGCUGUGGCCCCAGUGUACUUGGCCCCAGUAGUGGGACUCUGUCCUCUCUGGGUUACCCGGGGACGUACCCCAACAACACGGUGUGUGAGUGGGAAAUCAGCGUGCCCCGAGGCAACAGGAUCCAUUUUCGUUUUGCUGAGCUGGACAUAGAAGACAGCGACUGCCAGGUCAACUACCUCCGCCUCUACAACGGCAUUGGACCCGAGAGGAGUGAGAUUGUGAAGUACUGCGGUUUGGGUCUGAAAAUCAAAGAGCUGAUCGAGUCCACAGGCAACCAGGUCACUGUCCAGUUCAUGAGUGGGACCCACCACAGUGGACGUGGAUUCUACCUGUCCUACUCCACCACUAAACACACAGAUCUAAUAACCUGCCUGGACAAAGGAACUGACUUCCCAGAGGCAGAGUUCAGUAAAUACUGUCCAGCAGGCUGCUUGACAUCUACCGAGGAGAUUUCUGGAACGAUUCCUAAUGGAUACAGAGAGUCCUCUCCUCUGUGUGUGGCAGCCGUCCACGCAGGUGUGGUGUCCAACGCUGAGGGAGGGAGGAUCUCCGUGGUCAGCAGUAAAGGCAUCCCUCACUAUGAGGCCACACUGGCUAACAAUGUCACGUCCACUGGAGGAACUUUGUCGAACAGCCUCUUCACCUUCAGGACCAGCGGUGAGCUCCUUUGUUUUUUCUGAAGCGCCAUUAGGAGCUGCAAUAGUUUUGCGUAAUAAAUGCAAUUAUUAUCGUCAUCUGUAAUUUUAAUUGAGUGGGCACGCCUUAAAAAAGCGGGUCUGCCCUGGGCCCCUUCUCAGAGCGACCAUAAGCAGUGGCUGCAGGUCGAUCUCAAGAGGGAGAAGAGGAUCACAGGUAUCAUCACCACUGGAUCUACCUUACGAGAAUACCAGUACUAUGUUUCAGCAUACCGGGUCCUGUACAGUAACAAUGGACAGGAGUGGCACAUCUACAGGGAAGCAAAUUCCACACAAGACAAGGUGUUCCAAGGCAACAUGAACUACCUGCAUGAGGUGAGGAAUAACUUCAUUCCUCCAAUCGAGGCCCGGUUUGUGAGGAUAAAUCCGACCCUAUGGCACCAGAGAAUCGCGCUCAGGUUGGAGCUGCUUGGCUGCCAAAUUCAUGCAGGUAGGUGGACGGGCGUUCAUUCAGAUGUCCCGUAAAAAGGAGAAUCACAAGUUCCAAUUCAAUUCAGAAUGUUCUCUUCUAAAAAUGUCAUAUUUUUCUUGACAGUGAGGCCAGGGCCGAGGAUGGUUCCCCCCGUUUAUCAUCCGGCACCUCCAGCGGGUACAAGACGCCCACCUCACCUCGGUCAAACCACACACACCCCAGACAUCAGAAACACUACUAUGCCUCCUAACACCGGCAAAAAUGUGGCGCUGGCUGCAGUUCUGGUUCCCGUGUUGGUCGUGGUUCUGACUGUUCUCAUCUUGAUUGUGGUUUGUGCCUGGCACUGGAGGAACAGGAAAAAGAGCUCUGAAGGAACAUACGAUCUCCCUCACUGGGAUCGCACAGAUUGGUGGAAGAGCAUGAAGCAGCUGCUGCCCUCCAAGGUGGUGGACACCGAGGACUCAGUUCGGUACAGCAGCAGCGAGGUGGGCCGGCUUACUGGGAGAGGUGCCGUACCCAGACUACAUGCCGAACCUGCAGAAUAUGCUCAGCCCCUGGUGAGUGGUGUUACAACAUUAGGCGCCCGGUCAACCUUUAAACCAGACGAGGGGCCCGACCCAGGAUACUCAGAUCCCGACCUGUACGACGCUCCCAUCUCACCGGACGUAUACCACGCCUACGCAGAGCCCCUGCCGGCUUCGGGAUCUGAAUACGCUACACCCAUUGUGGUCGAUAUGGGUUGCCACCCAUCAGGGGGCUCCUCUUUGAACCAGCCCUCCACAGUGUGUAGCUUCAUGGGCGCUGGGCCGGCCUCCCUGCACACACGGACAGACAGCAGCCAUUCGGGGAGGUCGGCUUACGACACGCCCAAGAACGCCACUGGACAGGUCACGCCCACUGAGGAUCUGACCUAUCAGGUACCUCAGAGUAGCACUCAGAAGCCAACGGGACAGAGCUGAAGAGUCUGGAUGCACAUGGCCUUAACCUGCCCCCCCCCGCCAACGCAACCCGAUGGACAAAGAUGCGGAGGUUGUUUGGGGAGGAGGAGGUGUGAACCUGUGAGCCCUGGAGCCUGGGCCUGAGUCUUGAAUGAACACUACCUUAGCUUUAGAUUCAUCCGGAGAUGUCUGUAUUGCCUAAAUGUUUCUGCAUGGCCAAAAAUCUGCUUGUGUAGUGCCAUUACAGUCCUAUCACUGAAACCACAACAAUGAAUGUGUUCGUGCCAGGUGUGAGAGGCGGAGAUGGAUGGAUGGAUGAAAAGGAGAAAGCUGACUACUAGAUAAAGACUUUGUCCCUGUUCUGUGAUCCUUAGUAGUUCUUGCCUUCUAUGAAACUGUGAUUUCCAUUAUUUCAUUAUUAUCCUGUUACAUAUUGAACCAGGUUUAACUGAGAUGUGCCUGAUGAUUUCCAUUCAAAAAUCGAACUGAAUGAAUUGCAUGUCGCAUCAAGUACCCCACAUCCAAGGUCAAAGAAUUCCUCCUUCCUAGAGAAACUCUAGUUUACCAUGGUACGUUUUGUCUUACUUCGUUUAAAAGCAUGACUUGAAAUUGUGUAUAGUUCUAGUAAUUCCAUUACUGCAAACCUGUUAAAACUCUCAGAUGAUUUACUGAUAUUUAUUUUUAUUUUCACAUCCUGCUGAUGAGGAGAAACUCUUUUAAUUAAAAAGAAAAUAUAGCCCACCACUACCCCUCACUGAUUACAGAUCAAAGAAUUGUGGUUGCACUGUUGUGAACAAAUUACUGACAGUUAAGUAGUCUCUCAUUAAACUUGUCAGAUGUUGCAUUUAUUAACUUUAAAAAAGGCUGAUUUGAUUCCAAUGAACUCCCCAAAGAGAAAAUACUUUUGUAACGUCGAAGACCAAAUGUUGCCUUUUUUUCUGUUUAUGCCAUGUUAAUUCACAACAGAGCCAACUUUCACAACUGUGCCAACAAGUUUAACCAAAUAAACAUUAAAGCAGUCUUAAUGUAGGAAAAAAAAGAUUUUAUAGUCCUAGUUAGCUGAUGAUGUCUUAGCAAAAAGGUACAGAGAAAAGAGGUAGAUGGGUAAAUCUGUUACAGCUGAUGAUUUCGUAGAGUUUCCUGUGUGUUUGUCAUGAACUUUUCGAUUAUUUGCGCGUCGUGGUGAUUGUCUCGUUGAAAUUGGUGUUUGAGCUGUUCCUCCCUUGUAUCUAUGUGCUUCAACAACCUGUAUGUGUGGUAGGCCAUUUCCCAUACUUCAGUCCUGUGUGUUUGUGUGUUUCGGACUGGUUUUGAUGUGGCUUGUUAUAAUUGUAGUAGGGUGUGUUCAGUCAUUGUCUGUAGCACCGGUAGACUGCAUUCCUCUCCUAUCCACCUGUGGUACUAAUCCGACCUAACGCUCUGUGGCAAGAGGGCAGAUGGAGAACAAUGGAACAAGCUGCUUUCUAACAUUUAAAGAAUAGCAACGUUGCCCGGGAAAGGUGCUAUUCACACAGCUGUGCCACCAAUCAUGCUUUGAUUAUGCUCAAUAAUCAAUGCAAUCUACGCAGAGUUUUGGUGCUCCCUGGUCACAGAGGGAUUGUGUUUAUGUGGCUCUCACUGAUUGUAUAUAGAGAAAUAAAGAGUUUUAAAA
Morone saxatilis (striped sea-bass) is the source of this 4105-nucleotide messenger RNA. It is a transcript of the gene dcbld2, whose product is annotated as discoidin, CUB and LCCL domain containing 2. The record is from RefSeq and is a predicted model, not a curated record. The transcript is spliced from 15 exons. Lineage: Eukaryota; Metazoa; Chordata; Actinopteri; Moronidae.